Molecule: messenger RNA, 2022 nt
Organism: Canariomyces notabilis
Lineage: Eukaryota; Fungi; Ascomycota; Sordariomycetes; Sordariales; Chaetomiaceae
Product: CoA-transferase family III
Exons: 3
Coding region: 1-2022 (673 amino acids)
Molecular function (GO): catalytic activity
Source: RefSeq, a predicted model, not a curated record
AUGACUUCCACCACUUCCCUCCCAGCUUGGAGCUGGAGUGACACGAUUCAUAAAAGGCCGUUGCAUGGUGAGCGGAUCGGCCAUGUCUCGCACCAAGGUGAUCUUCUACUCUCAGCGAUUCGCCGCUGGCGGAGUACCCAGAAGUUCGGAAUGGACUCCAAGCCCGUCUCUCAGCUCCGGCCGAAACCAGGGCCAUAUUCUGUGGUCCAUGGAACCAAGGAGGCUCUCAGACGCCUCUGCGAGCUCUGCCAGACUGAGCUCCCGCGGGCCGUCUUCCCCCUCGCCAAAAAUGCUAGCAUCGUUUCCGGCUCGGGAAAAGGAGACGAAGUGCACUUUCCCACCCCCUUCAAAGAGCAGGAUGCCACAGCAGCCAUCAAGGCUCUCGAGGCUUGUCUGGCUGCCGCCAUAGCUGAUCUCCGGUUCGGACCUACGAGCAGGAAGCUUCAGGUUGACACCGACAAGGUAUCGACCUUCUUGAUGUCCGCCUACCUUACAACGCUCGACGGCAUGGACAAGGCAGAUCCGGCAAUCAGGGAUAAGAUACCGGAUACCGACUUGAACCAGGCACAAUCAGUGCUGUACCGGCGGAUGUCAGCCAAUCUAUACCGCACCAAGAACCCGGGCGAGUACUACCACAUCCAUGGCUCCCUCGACGCCGACGUGACUCUCCAGAUGCUCGGCCUGCCCAAGCACAAUCCCGACCUAACCGAUUACCGUGCCAUCAUUGACUACAUCGAGGGCGCCGUCAUGAAGCACACGGCCGCCGAGCUGGACGAUCUCAACCUGUCUCACCGCCAAGCCGGCAUCCAGGCCUUGACGUGGGAACAGUUCCAAAAAACCCCUCACGGGCGUGUCCUUGGCCGGCUACCCCCCUUGACCGUCCGCCCAAACCCCUCCGACACCUCAAGCCCGCCCGCCGCCUUCCCCCCGGGCCAAAACCCAACCGGGAAGCCCCGUGGCGCGCUGGAGGGCGUCAAAGUUCUCGAGCUGUGCCGGAUCAUCGCGGGCCCGACCAUCGGGCGGUCGCUAGCCGCCCACGGCGCCACCGUGCUCAAGGUGACGUGCCCGCAUUUGCCGGAUGUGCCCUUUUUCCAGCUCGACGUCAACACGGGCAAGCACGCCAUUCACCUGGACUUGGCACCACCAUCACCCGCCACGACAGCGGACGCGGAGGGGGACAGAAACAGGGAGGAGAGGGCGAGAAGGGAGAGGGACAGGGCCGUGUUUGCCGCGCUACUGCGCGACGCCGACGUGCUCAUCGAUGGGUACCGCCCCGGCGCGCUGGCGCGGUUGGGGUACGGGCCGGAUGUCCUCGGGCGGAUCGCUCGGGAGCGCGGAAAGGGGUAUGUCUAUGUCGUGGAAGACUGUUUUGGCGGAAGUGACGACAUUGCUCAGAAAGAAACUGCAGCCGCGGAAUGGGCAUCCCGGGCCGGGUGGCAGCAGAUAGCCGACUGCGUCACGGGCGUCGCUUGGGCGCAGGGCGCCUUCAUGGGGUUGGACGAGCCCGUCGUCCCCCCUUUCCCCAUGUCCGACUACGGCACGGGCGCGCUGGGCUGCGUGGCCGCCCUUACGGGGCUGCACCACCGCGCCACGAGGGGAGGGUCGUGGGUGUGUCGGACUAGCCUGUGUCAGUACGACUGUUUUGUCAUGGGGCUGGGUCUGCUCCCCGCCGAGGAGCAGGCUCGGUUGAGGUCGGUGUUUGGUGGUGGUGGUCACGACGCGGAUAAGGAUGGGGAUGACGAGGGGAACUUCUUUGCCCUGAGGCAUAGCGACUCUGUGGACGAGGUCGGGAAGCGUGCGCUGGCGAGCGUGCGGCGUGCCGUCCCGUACUUGUUUGAAGGAAAGGGGAUGAUGCGAGAAGCAUGGAGCGAAGGGUUCAAGGGGAUCGUGAGGUGGCCGAGCGAGCCGGUGCAGAUUGAGGGGCUGAGUGUUGGGCAUGUGAGGACCGCGAGGCCGAAUGGCUAUGACGGGGCUUUUAAAGCCUGGGAGGGUUGGGAGGAAGACGAGAUUUGCGAGGUGUGA